AUGGCAAACAAACGACUGGAUCCAACUAUCUUGGACCUUCAGACCUCACUCGAGAGCGACACCGAGCUACAUGAACUAUGUUGUUCUAUGAUUACCGAAGCAACCUCAGGAAGAGCUGUGACGGCGAAAGGGUCCUUUGCUAUAAGCAGUGUUCAGACCCUUAUGGAGCAACUCGACUUCGCGAUGUCACACGCCCCAGAAUGGCCGCGAGCCACCGAUGAUCCUCAUAGUUUGGCCGGACUUCCUUUCAACCAAACGCUCCUGAACCUGAUGGAAACACCUAGCGGGAGAGCCUUAUUCAAACGCACGGAGGUGAACCAACACCUGAAGGCUAUUCUCAAAAAAUGGGCAGAGUUCCUAGAGACAAGGGAUUCGUUGUACGUUCUCAACGGAAGAAACGGAUGGCUGUCACGCGAGGCGAUUGCAAAGCUCGAGGAUAUGGCCAAUCGAGCAACUGGGCACCAUCGAAGCUUUACUGAGCUAUAUGAAUGUCCAAGCGAGAGUGAUCCUGAUACACUUGGCUUUCAAUCUUGGGACGCAUUCUUUUCCCGACGGUUCAAGCCAGACGUCAGGCCAUUGCCUUGUCCAAGAUCUCUCAAUGCGCUGCCAGGGACGCCAAUUUUGAACUCCUGUGAAUCAAAGCCGUGGCAAAUAUCUCGUAACUGCUCGGUCGAUGAUGAGUUCAGUCUUAAAGGCCAGUUGUACUCCCUGCGUGAUAUGCUGGGCAAUGAUCCACUCACGGACCACUUCCAUAAUGGCACUGUAUAUCAGGGAUAUUUGUCAGCCUUGAGCUACCAUGGCUGGCAUUCCCCUGUCUCCGGGACGAUUAUACGUGUACGUUACAUCGAUGGUAGCUACUUUUCGCAGCUCCCUAUGUCUGAUCCAUUAGCGAUGGAAAAGUCGCAAUGCUACCUUGCAAAUGUCGCGACGCGUGCAGUCGUUAUUAUAGAGACACCAGAACCUUCCAUAGGGCUUGCUUGCUUUAUUGCAGUUGGUAUGGGUGAAGUUUCGUCAUGCGUUGCUACUGUUCGUGAGGGGGAUCAUGUUGAAGCAGGCGAUGACAUCGGGGGUUUCCAUUACGGAGGUUCAACCCACUGCCUUGUGUUCAGCGGGAAAACACAUGUUGAAUUUGAAGAACAUGUGGGGGAUGAAGGAGGGAGCACAACUUGCAAUGUUCCAGUUAGGGGUAUGCUAGCCCGCUGUUUUCCCAAGCCCAUAGAGGCUAUCGGCAAGUGA
Messenger RNA from Penicillium verrucosum, 1236 nucleotides. Its product is annotated as phosphatidylserine decarboxylase. Bases 1 to 1236 code for a protein of 411 amino acids. Gene Ontology annotation, cellular component: mitochondrion. Gene Ontology annotation, biological process: phosphatidylethanolamine biosynthetic process. Gene Ontology annotation, molecular function: phosphatidylserine decarboxylase activity. The transcript has a single exon. The record is from RefSeq and is a predicted model, not a curated record. NCBI's taxonomy places the organism in Eukaryota, Fungi, Ascomycota, Eurotiomycetes, Eurotiales, Aspergillaceae.